Molecule: messenger RNA, 3988 nt
Organism: Oryzias latipes (Japanese medaka)
Lineage: Eukaryota; Metazoa; Chordata; Actinopteri; Beloniformes; Adrianichthyidae
Gene: gabrb4
Product: gamma-aminobutyric acid type A receptor subunit beta4
Biological process (GO): monoatomic ion transmembrane transport
Cellular component (GO): membrane
Molecular function (GO): extracellular ligand-gated monoatomic ion channel activity; GABA-A receptor activity
Source: RefSeq, a predicted model, not a curated record
CCUCUCUCUCCUUCCGUCAUGUCUCCUUGGACACUGGUCGUGCGUUUUGUGGAGAAGACGACCGAGCAUAUGAACGUCUCCAACAGCCAUUUAACGCAGGGCAGCGCGCGCAGGAUUACUUUUCCAAACAGCAUCUCUGACAUGUAAUCCGACGUGGUGAUCCAUCUGCGUGUCAGGGGGCAUCCAUAUUUCUCAGCAUCUAUUUUUCAUUUUAUUUCUUUAUCCAGCAGAGAAGUGAUAUAGCCUGCUCUGACGUCUGCAUCAGAUAUUGCCCAGUGCUUUUUUUUUCCCCCAAUGUGCAUUUUCCCCUCAGUGGCUUUGCGCUGAUCUACAUCAGCAGCAGCAGCAACGAGGAGAAGGAGGGGGGUAAAAAAGAAGAAGAAGAAAAAGAAGAAAAAAAUAGGAAUGACAAUUUUCCUUUUUUUGAAAGCCACCGUUCCCCUUCAGCCGAGCAGCAUUUCCUGCGUAAAGAAGCUUCUUUGAGCGGCAUCGCGCAUUGGAGGAGACUGGCGCUUGAGCCCCGCUGGAACCAUGCCUCUCCUGCAGAUUUGGACUGGGAAAUUUCAUCCACCAAUUUGACUGUCAGGAGCUCAGCCAUUCCCGAGAGCACUUGUCAUCACUUUUAAAAGUAUUGUGCAUGCUGUUUUCCCCCCUCACCACCACCACCACCACCACCACCACCUCUCUUAUUUCUGAGAUGUCUGAUCUCCUGGUGUUGGUCGAGGGGCUAUGUGACCUGUACGGAUUUCCAUAGCUGGGGAAAACAGCGGGGGCCAAGUAGCACAUUUUUGAAGAUUGAGAAGCCCAGGAUGGUGAAGGCACCGCAUGCGUCGAUGUAGACCAGUUUACCCAUCAUCUUUAUUAGGCAGUUCUUAUUAUUCUAUAUAUAUUAUUCUUAUUAUUCCUAUCCGUUUUUAAUUGCCAGACUUUACUUUGUACAUUUAUUUUGGGGGGGGAGGACCGCUGGACUGGUUGGAUUAUAAAAACUAUACCUAAGGAUUUGUGGAGAUGUUGGGUCGUCAAGAAGAUAAAUUAUGUGGAAUUUUCUCUGCUCUGGCGGCUUUGUCCUUCGUCUGCUUUGUGCAAAGCUCCUCCACAGGAAACACUGGAAUGUCUGUGGCCAAGACUACCGUGGACAAGUUGCUGAAGGGAUAUGACAUCCGUUUAAGGCCUGACUUUGGAGGUCCUCCAGUCAUUGUAGGAAUGAGCAUCAACAUAGCCAGCAUCGAUUCCAUCUCAGAAGUAAACAUGGACUACACCAUCACAAUGUAUUUUCAGCAGAGCUGGACAGAUAAGCGUUUGGCCUACGGAGAGCUGGACCUGAACCUGACUCUGGACAACCGUGUAGCAGACCAGCUGUGGCUCCCAGACACCUACUUCCUUAAUGACAAAAAGUCCUUUCUUCACGGUGUGACGGUCAAAAACCGUAUGAUCAGACUCCACCCUGACGGCACCGUCUUGUAUGGGCUGAGAAUAACAACUACUGCUGCUUGCAUGAUGGAUUUGAGAAGAUACCCGCUGGAUGAGCAGAACUGCACCUUGGAAAUUGAAAGUUAUGGAUAUACGACAGAUGACAUCGUGUUCUUCUGGCAAGGAGGCAACAGCGCUGUGACCGGUGUGGACAAGUUAGAGUUACCUCAGUUUUCCAUUGUGGAACUCCGCCUGGUGUCCAGGGAGGUCAGGUUUGCCACAGGUUCAUAUCCGAGGCUUUCACUGAGUUUCCGGAUUAAGAGGAACAUUGGAUAUUUCAUCUUGCAGACAUAUAUGCCCUCCAUCUUGAUCACCAUCCUCUCCUGGGUCUCCUUCUGGAUUAAUUAUGAUGCCUCUGCAGCUAGGGUGGCCCUUGGUGUGACAACGGUGCUUACCAUGACAACAAUUAACACCCACCUUAGGGAGACUCUCCCAAAGAUUCCAUAUGUGAAAGCCAUCGACGUCUACCUCAUGGGCUGUUUUGUGUUUGUGUUUCUCGCCCUGCUUGAAUAUGCCUUUGUAAAUUAUGUGUUCUUUGGCCGGGGCCCUGCGCAGCAGAAGAAGCUCAGUGAAAGGCUUGGCAAAGUCAACAACGAGCGUACGAGAUACGAAGAGAAGCGCCUAAGGGAACAGGACUCCAUUUCCGUGCCGUUUCAAACCAACACCUUCAGGUCAUUUACACAGCGAAGAAAUCUGUAUCUCGAGGAACAAAGAAAAGUUGGGGUGGAUGCCUACGGGAACAUCCUUCUCACCACACUGGACAUGAACAACGAGGUGAUGCCUUCUGACGUGGGGAGCAGCGUCAGUGACUCUCGGAAUUCCGUGAUGUCCUUCGACAGCUCCGGAGUCCAAUUCAGGAAGCCUAUGGCGCCUCGAGAUGGCUACAGCCAUCACUCGCUGGACCGGAGUGCCAUGAGGAGCCGGGCCAACUGUCGGCUAAGACGGCGCUCCUCAAAGCUCAAGUUGAAAAUCCCAAACCUCUCAGAUGUUAGCACCAUUGACAAGUGGUCCCGGGUCAUUUUCCCCAUCAUCUUUGGAUUUUUCAACCUAAUCUACUGGUUGUACUAUGUGAAUUGAUGUGCAUCCCACUAGGAAUCAUGGGCCAUAUUUUGAGAGCACAUUAAAUUGGCUUUGAUACAGUUCCAAAAUAUGUAUACACAUAUACAAGUUGAAAAUAUGUAUAUGCAUAUUUCUAUAUAAUAUAUUUAUAUAAACACACAUGUGAAAUCCGAAGGACCUUUCUGCUGUACAAAGUAUUACUAGGAUGACUUGAAUGUUUACUUGUGCGUGAAGAAUUUCAAGGCUUUGAGGGGUUUUUUUCCUCCUGAAACCAACAAACAAAUAAAUCCCAUCAGGGGUUUUUGGAACUAAAGACUGCAUGAUAUUUUUGUUAUAAAAAAAAAAAAGAAAGAAAGACAAAAAAAUAUUCAAGAAAAAAGCAAAUGCUCUUGAGAAAGAAAAGAUGUCUCAGAGUUUCGUUGACUUUUUAUCGACUCAGAAAUCCUCCUCUGCAGCUCAUGAAGUCAGUGGUGGCUUGUCUGUUCAGACAUCGGCUGAGUGAGAUCCUUGGCAGACACCUCCGAGACCCCCCUCCACCACACUCCUUCUAACUCCACCCACACCAGGACCACCCCAUCCUCACAACCCACCCCCUCUCCCAGCCACCACAUGGAUAACACACACGGAAUACUCCGGUUUUACUAUGUACAGCAACCGCGUUUGGAUUAUGUGUUGUUCCUCGGGUUUUUUGAAGUGGUAUUGUUCUCUUUAUUAGGCAUCAGCUAUGGCCUGCUGGUCUCCACGCGGGAUGUUUGACCGCUGCACCCCCGCCCCAAAGCUAACACAAACUUGUAUUCCUUUUCAUGUCAUCUUGUGUUGGGGCGGGUGUGGGGAGUUUUUUUCUUUCGUUGGUUUUGUUCUGUUUUUUAAUAUUCAUCAUAAAAACAAGUACUGAGUAAUGUAGAUAUGAUUUUGUCUUGAAAAAUACUGUGAUUUCCAAGGGCAUCCGAACAUGUUCUAGAGCUUAGGGCAUUAUGAGAGAAAAGAGUCAAAGGUUGACGAGUUUGACGAUACGAAAGAAAAAGUUAGCAUAUUCUGUACAUUUUAGUCAUUCAGUAUUUGUGCUCGUUUCUUUCCUCUUGACAGUUUAUCCACAUUCUCUAUAGAUGCAGAGUCCAUUCAUCUUUCAUCCACAUGACGCUUUGUGUUUGCUAAAAAGAAACAGGGGAUUGCCUUUGUUCUUUGUUUCAGAUGAUUCCUCAGUAAAAACACAAAAACAUCUGUACUCCAACAAAUCCGUUUGGCGAGUUGCCAAUUUUGUUUUCAGUGCGUUUGUUUGGCAUUUUUUUUCUGUGUUCAGGUCGCUGUGUUUGUAGCCAAAACCACUAGGAUGGUUUUGAUGAGUCCCAAGCAGAGAAAACGGGUUCCACAUAUCAUAAGAUGAUCUCACUCCGUUAAAAUGUUUUGGGUUUUUUUAAUCUGAAAAAAAAAAAAAAAAACUUGGUAUCAGUUGGGGAAA